Nerophis lumbriciformis (worm pipefish) is the source of this 954-nucleotide messenger RNA. The record is from RefSeq and is a predicted model, not a curated record. NCBI's taxonomy places the organism in Eukaryota, Metazoa, Chordata, Actinopteri, Syngnathiformes, Syngnathidae.
AUGUAUGGUGCCGUUUACGUCCUAUCAACGUUGACGGGCUACGUCCUCACCUCCGCGCUGCUGCUCAAAUGUCCAACUCUCCUGCACCGGAAGAAGAGGGAAAGGUUCCACAGCAAGCACAUUUCCCAUCGUGGAGGAGCAGCAGAGAACCUGGAGAAUACAAUGGCAGCUUUCAAACACGCUGUGGCUCUUGGUACGGACAUGUUAGAGCUCGACUGCCACUUGACGAAGGAUGAGCAGGUUGUGGUGUCACAUGACCCUCAUCUGCAGCGAGCAACUGGCAUUAACGCCUACAUCUCUGAUAUGGCAUAUGCAGAGUUGCCACCGUACCUCUGCAAACUGGCUGUAACCUUUCAAAGGGAGUGUUUUUGCGAGGGAGGAGAGGACAAACGCAUUCCUCUGCUCAAGGAUGUUUUCGAAGCAUUUCCUGACACUCCUGUCAACAUUGACAUUAAGGUCAAUGACGACACGCUAAUCAAGAAGGUAUCUGAGCUGGUUGUAAAAUAUGACAGAGAGCACAUAACAGUAUGGGGCAACGCUAGCAACCAGAUCGUUAGGAAAUGUUACAAAGAGAACCCUCGCAUUCCUGUGUUGUUUAGCUUUCCCAGAGUGUUGCAGUUGUUGGGCCUCUUUUAUACUGGCCUGCUGCCUUUUGUGCCCUUAAAGGAACAAUUCUUGGAGAUCCCAAUGCCCAAUAUUGUGAACAAACUCUAUGAUCCAGACCGAAUAACCAAAAGUCAGCGCCUCCUCACCUGGCUUGCAGACAGUUUGUUGAUGAGGAAAGCUCUAUUUCAGCAUCUCACUGCCAGGGGAAUACAGGUGUACAUUUGGGUGCUAAAUGACGAAGAAGACUUCCAGAGGGCGUUUGACUUGGGAGCUACAGGAGUUAUGACAGAUUUUCCCACCAGGCUUAAAGACUACUUGGAUCAGAAUGGCCUUUCUAAUCCUCGCUGA